Molecule: messenger RNA, 1158 nt
Organism: Angiostrongylus costaricensis
Lineage: Eukaryota; Metazoa; Nematoda; Chromadorea; Rhabditida; Metastrongylidae
Source: the annotation of a GenBank genome assembly
AUGGAUGGUGAAGAUUACUUGGCAAAAUUUCGCGGUCCAACGUUCAAUGCGUUGAUCGAGUUUGCCGCCAUGAAGAAGCAUUCCUUGAUUCGAGAGGUGGAAGUUCGUUCGCCGACGGAAUUAUCUGCCAUCGUCGUUGGUGUGUCCGUAUAUGAAGUUCUGAGAGAAAUGCCUGAGUGUAAUAUUUUGGUUCACGCUAUGGAGAGAGUAAAGCGAAAGCAAUCAAGAUUGGAGAAGAAUAAGAUAUUUCUGUGGAUGGAUGAGAAUUUGCCAUCGAAAGGGGUGCCACCACUUAUGAAUCAACAUUACAUGCGAAAGGCGGACAUGCGACUCUUUCUGGCGAGAUGUCCGAUGAGCGUCUUGCCAAAUUCAGUGUUUAAGCCGUUCAUACCUAUUGUGAAGAACUUUCUUCUUGCACAUCUUUACAAAUUUCGAAGGAACAGGAUGCUUUACAGAGGCCCUCCUGACUUCCCUCCUGAAGACCAAUUGCCUCGUGUAAUCAAUGCCUUUGGAACCGUGGAAUAUCUAGAAAAUAACUACCCUCAUCUCGCUCGUGUGAAGCAAGAAAUGAUUGUCAACAUCACGCAUUUCAUCAUAACCUAUUGCUUGGACUGGAUCUGUGAGGUACUAACUCUGAGGUCUGAUGUCUAUGGAUUUGUGACGUAUAGCUAUCCAGCGUUUGAAAUGUUGGACGAUGGGGGCAAUCCAUGGAGUCAGGAGGGUGCGCAUUUUCUGAGAAGUGGUCCAGAAUAUCCGAGGAAACGGAGAGCGGAGCUGGAAAGAUUUGACUACAAUGACAAUUACAGGCAUAAGCGUGCGAGAAAGGAACGAACAACAGCGGAUCCACAAAAUGUUAAUGCAGAGGAGCUGGAAACCGCUGGUCCAUCGACUAGUAAAUCAUCAACACCAACAAAUCAACUAGCGUCCCUCAUUGAGGCAGAACAACAAUCUGCGUCAUCGCUGGUGGGAGAAAUCUCACCCUGUGGCGAUGAUGCUUUGCUGAAGGGUUCUGCUGUCCAGGACGACUGGACAGAUAUGUUGGAUAUGGUGCUCACGGAUCCUGAUCUACCAUCGCAGUAUAAGACAAUGAUUCAGCGUUUGGUUGCCACUAAUAGGGACUUGAAAAACGCCAUCAGUCAGAUGAAGUCAGAAGCGUAA